AUGCUCGCCUCAUCGUCCAGUAAGGACGAUGAUUUACUAUCAUCUAGUUCCGACGAGAUCGAGCAGGUCGCCAGGGAAACGUUGAAGCAUCUUGAUGAGAAUGAGAAGUCGAUCGCAUCGGUUAAAUCGAAUGGUAGUAUAUCUACAAUCGAUCGGGAAAAAGCUGCGGCAAGAGAAGCAGAUGUUGAAAAGAAAGCCCCAGAAGAAACUGGU
This is a messenger RNA of Mesorhabditis spiculigera, 213 nucleotides long. The record is from the annotation of a GenBank genome assembly. Lineage: Eukaryota; Metazoa; Nematoda; Chromadorea; Rhabditida; Rhabditidae.